Molecule: messenger RNA, 1090 nt
Organism: Zingiber officinale
Lineage: Eukaryota; Viridiplantae; Streptophyta; Magnoliopsida; Zingiberales; Zingiberaceae
Exons: 2
Coding region: 58-747 (229 amino acids)
Source: RefSeq, a predicted model, not a curated record
AGUUCUUCCCCUCCCCUCCCGAUCUUGCUCUAUUUCUUUUUCCUUCUUCUCGUAGAGAUGGUGGUGGCUUUGGGUCCGGGGAGAUUCUACGGCAGCAGCCUCCCGCGGCCCCGCUUCUUUGCGGAUGACGAGAGGGUCGAUCCGCCGGUGCCCGUCUUGGAUCCCCUCCUCUCGUGGGCCAACGAGGCGCACUGGUCCAUGGGCGGCCUGAGCUUCAGUCGCCACCGCCUCCAGGGCCGCAUCGAGGGCUCCAUCAAGAAGCUCCGCGCUCAGCAAGAGAAGAUCCAGCGGCGGGCUGCCUCUCCUCCUCCCGCCGCGCCGACAAAGCCGGCGAUCUCGAAGCCCAGAGCCGCCGCGGGCAAGAUCACGCUAAGUCUUUCACGCCUCGACUCGAACCCAUCGGAGAGAAACGAGGGAGAAGUGGCGGUCGAGAAGCCUCAGAAUAGCAAAGCCGGGAGCGGUGUUCAAUCCUCUACCGGACCUGCCGAGAAGAAGAGAAAGAGGGUGAGGAGGCUCGGGGAGGAGUUCGAUAGGAUCGCGGCGGAGUUGCUGAAGGAACCGAAGAUCCAAUUAAGAGGCGCGGCAGCAAGGACGCGUAGCCGGAGGUCAAUUGGAGAGGAAAUCGAACAGGAUGAAUCGGAGCCAAGUGCCCCUGCUCUCCAUAAGAAAGAGAGUGCCGAGAAAAAGAAGCUGAAGCUGGCGGAUGGCGGACCGCCGAGGAGGACUUCACCGAGGAACAAGCAAUAGGCUUCGACUAGAAAAUGCUGUUUCAGAAUUGUUGUGAGAGUUUCUCAGAAAGAAUGAUCUGAAUGAUGUUUGGAACGAACUGGAAGUAUUCUGCCUCCGACAAGGAAAGAGUGCUUCACUACUGGUUUAGUCGACGAGAAAUCGUGGGAGCCGCCAAUGGUGACGAAUCUUACUAUUACUCGCCAGGACAAGGACGGAUUCUGUUAUGAUCAAGGGCUAGUUUAUGUGGUUUCAAGUCUAAGCGAGUCGGACAGUGACAGAUUCAGAUAGGUCUGUGGGUUGAAAAGGUUUUUUUUUCUUCCAAAAUUCAAAAUUAAAAUAGAAAAUUCAAUGAGUUAUUAGU